Molecule: messenger RNA, 4463 nt
Organism: Ectocarpus siliculosus
Lineage: Eukaryota; Phaeophyceae; Ectocarpales; Ectocarpaceae
Source: the annotation of a GenBank genome assembly
AUGAGGAGCGCACCGGAGGCUCGCACUGGCGUGCGCCGCUCCUUGCGCCUGGCGACGGCAGCGGCGGCAGCGGCGGCAGCCACCACCUCCCUCGUCGCGACGACGACGACCCCGAAGGCAGCCGAGGCCUUCCUGUGCGGCCCUCCGCCGCGUACGGCAGCAGCAGGCUCCUCCCGUCGACUGCUGCACCGCGCGCAGCAGCAGCAGCAGCAACCCCGCUCGUCGUCGUGGUGCGCCCUACCAACGAGUAGCAGCGGGUUCGGAACAAGCGCAGCUUCCAGCGGCCAAGAGUGCACAGGCCGGCGCCGGCGCCGACUACCACCUAGUAGACCUCGCGCCGUGGCGCCGUUGAGUGCGGCGGCAGCCGGUAACGAUCGACCCGGCGAUGCCGCUCCCGCCGCGGGCGGCGGGAGAGGUCCUCAGCAGUCCAGGCUUCCUCAAAGGGUGGAGCUAGCGGCCGGGCAGCCGCGGGGGAGCGUGCAGCAGCGAAAGGAGGGUGGCGGCGGAGGAGGAGGAGGACGGAAGCCGUUUGGUCCCAGUAGACACAUCACCGACGAGACCCUGGAUCUUAUCCGGGCUUCCACCAGCAUCACCGAAGUCAUCGGCCAGCACGUGGAGAUGAAGCCGGCGGGACGGGGGAUGGUGGGGUGCUGCCCCUUCCACGAGGACCGGACGCCUUCCUUCUCUGUGGACGACUCCAGGGGGUCCUACCACUGCUUCGGCUGCGGCGCGAGCGGCGACGUGAUCACGUUCUUGAUGCAGAUCGAUGGCCUUGGGUUCCGAGAGGUGGUGCACGACCUAGCCGUCGAGGCGGGCAUCCCCCUCGGGUUCGAGAACGCGGCCGACGGCAGCGGCGGCGGUAAGUGGGACACCGCGGACGAGAAAGCCCGGCGGGAGGCCCGGGAGAGGCUCAGCCUCGUGCUGCAGAUGGCGGCGCAGUUUUACACCCGGUGUCUCGUGGAGAUGCCGGCGGCGGGUGGCGCUAGGGCGCACAUAAUAGAGCGGGGCAUCUCCCCCAUGACGGUGAUGGACUUCCAGCUGGGGUACAGCCCCGCGGACCUGACGAGUCCGCUCAUUGAGUACCUCGAUCAGGAGGGCUUCGAGAUGGACACCCUCGUUGAUGCCGGGCUUGUGCCGGAUACGUCCAAGUGGAAAUACCGCCCAUCGCCGAACGACGCGCGGGGCCGAGUGGACCGCUUUCGGGGUCGACUAGUGGUGCCGAUUCGAGAUCACCGUGGGCUUGUGAUUGGCUUUGGGGCGAGGGAUCUUUCGGAUUCUCAGGCGCAGGGCAGCGUCGGCAGCGGCUUCGUGAUCCCCGAUGUUUCUAAGAAGGGAAAGGCCAAGAAAAAGGGAGAGCAGACCGAGGCGGCGGCGGCCGCCACGGGGGAUUCCAGCAAAGCGGCGUUAGCGGCGGGGGGGAAGGGGGUUGGGGAGGGGGCGGAUGCGGGGAAAUGGGAGAAGAAAGCGAGGCCUCCGGCGAAGUAUCUGAACUCGCCCGAGACCACUCUGUUCAAGAAGGGGAAGAACGUGUUUGGGCUAGAUCUCGCCAAGGAGGCGAUGCGGUCGGAAGACACGGCAUUCGUCGUGGAGGGAUACUUCGACGUGAUCAAGCUGCACGAUGCCGGCAUCCGGUGCGCGGUCGGGGUGCUGGGCACGGCCAUCACCAUCGACCAGCUCCAGCUCUGUGCGAGGUACACCAAGAGCAAGCGAGUGAUCCUGUGCAUGGACGGCGACGCGGCGGGCAGGCGGGCGGUGGAGCGGCUGUGCGAGAGCCCGGCCUCGUCGGGGCUAGACUCCCUCUCCGAGGCGGGGGUGUCGGUUUCGGUGGCGACCAUCCCGGAGGACCCUGGGUGCAAGGACCCCGCGGACUUCUUGCAGGCGCAUGGUGCAGAAGAAUUCCGAGCCAAGGUAAUGGGCAAGGCGGUCCCCUGGAGCGACUGGUACGGGGACAGCAUCCUGGCCGACCACGACUUCGCGGGUGACGCAAACGCCUUCCGGAGGUGUACGGACCGCCUGACGGGCUUCAUGAGCGACCUCAGCAUCCCCACCGAUCAGACGUUCCACGUCCAUCGCUUCGCCAAGGCUCUAGCGGGCGGCAACGAGGCGAUGCGGCACCAGCUAGAGUUCGACCUGAUGAACAUGUCCAACGAGAAACGUGCCCGCAAGAACGCUCUCCGGAGACGCUCCGGCCACUACACCGGCAGCUGGAACGCCGGCGUGAACGCCGGCUCCGCCCCGCCGGCUCAAGGGAUGAAGAAGAGGGAGGAGUCGAGGCUCAAGAGGGAGAAGUACGGGAGCAAGAGGAUGACGAUCUGGUCGCCGUCGAUGGAGCAGGAGUACGGCGGCGGCAGCGAGGAGAGCAAGGCCACGGAGCUCGCCCUCCGCGGCCGAAUCCUUGACCAGGCGCAGCGCUUCCUGCUGGCCCUGGUGGUACACGACCCCUCUCGCCGCGCCAAGUGCUUGGAGGAGGUGUCGCGGCACGGGCUCUACCUCGGCGGAGAGCGGCGGCAGUGGCUGUUCAACGCCCUGACCGCGUCGGUGUCACCAGACCCUGCCUUACCGUCAGCAGCAGGAGCAGGGGGGGGUGGGGGAGAUGGACAAGACGGGGCUGGGCGCGACUCUCCCCCGGCCUGGGGAGGUCCCACGCCGGAGGCGUUGGAGGCGGGCGGGGACGUGCUAUUCGCGGAGGUCAGGGCGGCGGCCCCCGGCGGGUACUUCGCGCUCCGAGGAAAGGCGGCGGGAAAAGGCGGGGGGGGGGUCGGGGCCGACGACGAGGGGGAGAAGGAGGACACGCUGGAUUGGGUGUUCGAGAGGGCGGAGGCGGAGCGAGUGGCCAAGGGGGCCAACACCGACCUCGUGCUGCUGGAGGUGGUGAUGGUCAUGCUCAAGGAGCAGGCCGCGGCGAAGAUGCACUCCCUGAGCCUGGAAUUAGCCGACACGAGCAACGCUAUAGCCCGCACGAUGGCCGAGGCAGCCACCGCCGACUUUCUCGCGCUGGACCCCCCUCAAGCCUCUGGGGAGCCCCCAGAGACCGCUACCGCCCCUGAAUCACCAGGCGUUGCCGCGGGGAAGGGUCAGGGGGUGGGGAGGAGCAGGGCGGAGGCCCAAGCGGAGGUAGAGAGGCUCAAAGUUCGGCAGUCGGAACUGUUCGAGAUGAUUCAGGAGCAGAGGGAGGAGGUGACCGAGUUCGAGGCACGAAGAAAGGCGUUCACGAACCGCCUGCCGAAGGUCAGGGCGGAGACAGAGGCUAUCCGAAAGCAGGAAGCGCGGGCGAAGAGGCAGAGCAUGGCGGCGGCGGCACCGGCGGCGCGAUCGGCGGCUCCCUCGCCCCGACCACCACCACCAACAUCGCCGCCGCCGCCGCCGCCGCCGCAGGAACGAUCGCAGUCGCCCGCCGACACGCGGUACGACGAGCGGCGGCAGCAGCAGCUGCAGCAGCUCAGGCGCGAAGCGGGGGGGGAGGAUGAGGGAGAGCUGUCGGUGGAAGACCUACCGUACCGGUUCUUGGACGAAGACAAGGAACCGGAGGAAGGGAUCAACAUCUACGACGUGGACGGGAACAUCGCGGCGGCGAUGGCGGCGAUGGAAGCUGCUGAGGCGAGCAAAGGUGCUCGGAGCGAGCGGAACGCGCGGCGCGGUGCGGGGACACCGCAGGCCGUAACGGUGAUGGGAGGAGGGGGGGGCGACGGGGGUCUUGACGAUGCCGUUGUGGAAAGGAUGGCGAGGGAGGCCGAGGAGCAGAUGGAACAGAUGAAUGAAGAUGACGGUGUCUUCGACGGCAGCGAGACGGGUUGGUGAUUUUUUUAUUUUUUUAGUCAAAGGCUGUUCGUGUUGCCGUGUGCUAAUUUGGGGUGUGAGUGAUGGUCCCUCCGCCUUGUCGCCGCUCUCUCGGUGUGAUAUGGCGGGUGUUGGGUGUGGCGGGAGACUGCCAUCCGUCUGUGGGUGAGGGGUGCAAUGUGCACCGAGUGUUUUUUCGGCUCCUUUCACGAAGUGGGGCGCGUAGCGUUGUGCUGGGUACGUAUGUGCUACAUGGCUCCCCGUUGGUCUGCGGAUUGAAAAUUUCUACUGUGGUUUCAACUCCUCGGAGCGCGCGGGCCAUGUCGUCGGUGGUCUGCGCUUAAGAGCAGUAGUGUGGUGCACGGCUUUGCCAAAUUGAUUUUUUGCCCACUUAGCCGUCAGGAGACGCUUGCGUUGAAGGUCGUGUUUCGUUGUAGUAAGUUGACGGCACCCAAUAAUCCUGGACUGUUGCCAGUUGUAGACAGAGAGACAAGACGAGCGGAUGGCGACGUGAGGCCCCCCCCCCCCAGCAACAAAAAAGUAGCUGGGGAAAUAUUUCCUGCUGUAGUGUGUGUGUAUCGCGUGGUGGACUGUGUGUCGUGUUGUCGCCUUUUGUUGCUUCCGGAUAGUCUGCGCAUGCUCGUUUUUCGGUGGUGUGUGCGAUAGUGUUGUGCCCUCCCCCCCCC